Messenger RNA from Ziziphus jujuba (common jujube), 871 nucleotides. Its product is annotated as disease resistance protein RGA2-like. The record is from RefSeq and is a predicted model, not a curated record. Lineage: Eukaryota; Viridiplantae; Streptophyta; Magnoliopsida; Rosales; Rhamnaceae. The transcript has a single exon. The coding region runs from base 285 to 650 and encodes 121 amino acids.
AUGAAUGAUGGAUUUGUAUUUUCACAAGGAAUUAAAAAAAAAAAAAAAGGAUAGAAAAUUAGCCACCAACUAACUCAAGGUAAAAGAAAUGAUAUUUCGUUUUGUCAUGAUUUGCUGCAACUUGAAUUAUUAAAACUGAAAAGAUAGGAAAGAAUAAUAAAUAAAUAUUUCAAAAAAUUAAUUGACAAAACUGGAUAUUUCAAACCAAUUUCAUCAUAAACCUUAUCUGUCUGACUUUGAACAACUUGAGCUUUCCUUUCUCCCUCUCCAAACACCAAGCUAAAAUGGCAGAAUCAAUCCUCUUUAACAUUGCUGAAGGGAUCAUUGGAAGGUUAGGUUCUGCAGCUGUGAGAGAAAUUGGAUUGCUGUGGGGAGUAAACGAUGAGCUUUCAGGACUUGAAGACACCAUUUUAACCAUCAAACCUAUACUUCUUGAUGCAGAGGAGAAGAAGGUCAACAACCAUCAAGUCAAAAUUUGGCUUAGUAGGCUUGAAGAUGUAGUUUAUGAAGCCGAUGACUCGCUGAGCGAAGUCUCGGAUGAAGCCUUGCGCCGGCAAGUAGUGGCUGGACAUGAAGUGGCCUUGCAGUUAUGCACUUUUUCUCAACCUCAAACCAACUUGCCUUUAGGUACAAGAUGGCUCACAAAAUAAAAGCUCUUAAGGAGAACCUGGAUGUUAUUAGAGAUGAUAGAAACUUUAUUUUGGAGGAGAGACAUGAAGAGACUAAGGUUAAGUAUAGAGCAAGAGAGCAUACCCAUUCCUUUGAAUCACAUGAAGAAGUAAUUAUUGGUAGGGAUGACGAUAGAAUGAAAAUUCUAGAUUGCUUGUUGGACACCAAAAAUGAAGGGGGUGAAUUAGUUAUUCCUAUAGUG